Struthio camelus australis is the source of this 280-nucleotide messenger RNA. NCBI's taxonomy places the organism in Eukaryota, Metazoa, Chordata, Aves, Struthioniformes, Struthionidae. The record is from RefSeq and is a predicted model, not a curated record.
AUGUCGAGAAUACGUAGUUACUGGGUUUUUCUUUUAUUGCAGACCAAAAUGAAGAGGAAGGCUGUGGGUAUCUGGCAUUGUGGAUCCUGCAUGAAGACAGUUGCUGGUGGUGCCUGGACUUACAAUACCACCUCUGCAGUGACAGUCAAAUCUGCGAUCAGAAGACUGAAAGAAUUAAAAGACCAGUAGAAGCUACAUCCUAUUCUCCUUGUGAAAUGUGUUUUUUUCACCACUCUCAAGAUCUGUCCUUUUACCAAUAAAAAGGUGAUACGGAUUGGAA